Messenger RNA from Schistosoma guineensis, 4695 nucleotides. NCBI's taxonomy places the organism in Eukaryota, Metazoa, Platyhelminthes, Trematoda, Strigeidida, Schistosomatidae. The record is from the annotation of a GenBank genome assembly.
CAGGAUUGUUCAGUACUUUUGUUAAGUGUUAAAAAUUACGAAUUGUUUGACUUUUCUGCUGAAGGACGACUUGUCUAGGUUACUAGCUGCAACCAUACAAAUUUAUACUAAUUUAUCGUGUUGCCACCUGGUCGACAACACUAAAUAUGUGUGAAAAAGUUUCAAUUAGAGAAACAGAAACGGCAAAACGUCUUUGCCUUCUAGAUGAAGUAACAAACAAAGCUAAAUUUGGUCUGUCGGACUCCAAAAAUCUUGUCGUAUUUGGUGACGAUCAGUGCGGAAAAUCAACUUUGAUUUGUCAGUUACAAGGCAAUGGAGACAAGCGGGAAGGAUUUGGUCUGGAAUAUGAUAUAAUCGAGGUGAAAGAUGAAGUUAAAGAUGUUUCCGCAAACCUGAGCGUCUCCAUUAUAGAUGGAAACCCUAUUCAAAGCUAUCUGCUAAAAUAUGUGAUGACCGAGGACUCGUUCAACGACCAAAUGGCUAUUAUAGUCGUCAGCAUAAAUGAACCUUGGAAAAUAAUUGAAGCUUUGGAAAAAUGGGCAGAAAUACUUAAUAAACACAUCAAUAAACUAAAACUGUCAAAAGAAAUGAUAAAAGCAUGCAAAUCAAGGAUUUCAAAAGAAUUUUAUGGCUACGCUGAGCCAGAAGCGUCAACAAAUGAUAUUAUUAAUCCAGUAAAUUUAGCUUCACUGUCCACUAUGUAUGCAACAUCUCAAGAAACUACCCCUCAGUUAUCAUUUUUAAAUGAUAAUGAGUCGUUUAUUGAAGAAAUGUACGAGGAUAAUGUAUUAAAUAACAAUCUUGGUGUACCGUUAAUCGUUAUUGUAACGAAGACGGACUUAAUGAAGAUAAUGAUCAAAGAAAAUCAAUAUUCAGAAGAACAUUUUGAUUUUAUACAAAUGCAUAUACGACGAUUUUGUCUUUCGUAUGGAGCAGCAUUAUUUUAUGUGUCAGUGAAAGAAGAUAAAAACUGUGAUUUACUAAAUCGUUACAUUCGGCAUCGUAUUUAUGGGUUUCCUUUUAGUCAAAGUGCAUAUAUAGUAGAAGGAGAUUGUAUUUUCAUUCCAGCAGGUUGGGAUAAUCAUAAAAAGAUUAAUAUCCUAGGUGAUAAUUUAACAAAAAUCAAUGCACAGCAUCCUUUUUCUACCGUUAUCCCAAGACCAGUACCACGUAAAGCAAUUCACAGAGAACCAGAGAUAAUGGCCAUUGAUGAACAGGCUUUUCUCCUUCGACUUUCAACAAUCAAAGAAAACGAGAACAUAGAUCCUAACAUGCUAAAAGAAUUAUUAGGCUCUGGGGGUUUACCGUCCAAUUCAAAACAGCCUGCAAAUAGUUUUAAAAUUGGAUCAGGUGCUAAAACCAUGGAUGAUAACAGUCGUUUACCGGUCAGUCCAACCCCUAUAUUUCGUACAAAAAUUUCUUCAGUAGGUCCAACAAAUAAUUUAACUAGCACUCCUAUACAAGGUACUUCAGAUGGCGUACUAGCUGAUUUCUUUUCCAAUCUGCUUAAAAAGCGACCAGUUGUAAAUAACACUACUGGCGAAACGUCUACUGAGCCUCAGCUUCAACGUACAUCACUAUCAUCAGACCAAAAAGACAAACAACAAGACAACAUGGAUACAAGUGUAAAAUGCUCAAGGAACAGCAUAGAUCAAGAUGGAGAAAAACUUUUCACUAUUGGGAUUACAGAAAAACACACAGAGUACGCGAAAGUGGAAACAGAUUUUAACGACAUUACCAAACAAAACGAACACACGGAGACUGAUCAUCAAAAAGUGAAAAACGAGAGUGACGAGACAACAAAUAAUCCGACAGGAAAACUAGAAAAAGAUGAACCUCAACAGAAGCAACAAUAUGAGAUAACAAAAGAAAAGAAAACAAAAACAAUGGAAGAAAAUAAUGGAUGCGAAGAGUCCGAAAAAUUAGUAAGGUACCAUGAAAAUAAACAGUCAAAAAGUGAAAAUACAAAUAGCGAGUUACACGAGACGAGUAAUCAGGAUCUCCAAAAUCAAAACAAAACUCCCACUGAACUCAGAGAAAAAAUUGGUGAAGUGGAUAGUUCACAAAAAUUCGACGCUCCUUUGGUCGCCUGUAUGAAUGCGUCGAAGGCACACUUAGAUCCAAUGACUGAUCAACCACCUGUUGUCGAGUUGUCACAAACAUCAGAUAAUCUGACUGACCACAUUGACACAGAGCAUCUAAACAACCAACUCCACACCUCUCCUGACAACACAAAUCCCACUGAUCUCAACAACGAAAUCAAUGAAGUGGACAGUGCACCGAACUCCGAGUCGACAAUUGUUCCGAGUCACAUAUCUCCAUUGUUAGGACACACCUCGGAAACCAGUAUCACUACAAUUCGCAGUGACACGAUGACUGAAGGUCGUUCUGACGAGAAUCACGAACUAUCUGAGAAUAGUCAUCAGGACCUCCAAAAUCAAAACAAAACUCCCACUGAACUCAGAGAAAAAAUUGGUGAAGUGGAUAGUUCACAAAAAUUCGACGCUCCUUUGGUCGCCUGUAUGAAUGCGUCGAAGGCACACUUAGAUCCAAUGACUGAUCAACCACCUGUUGUCGAGUUGUCACAAACAUCAGAUAAUCUGACUGACCACAUUGACACAGAGCAUCUAAACAACCAACUCCACACCUCUCCUGACAACACAAAUCCCACUGAUCUCAACAACGAAAUCAAUGAAGUGGACAGUGCACCGAACUCCGAGUCGACAAUUGUUCCGAGUCACAUAUCUCCAUUGUUAGGACACACCUCGGAAACCAGUAUCACUACAAUUCGCAGUGACACGAUGACUGAAGGUCGUUCUGACGAGAAUCACGAACUAUCUGAGAAUAGUCAUCAGGACCUCCAAAAUCAAAACAAAACUCCCACUGAACUCAGAGAAAAAAUUGGUGAAGUGGAUAGUUCACAAAAAUUCGACGCUCCUUUGGUCGCCUGUAUGAAUGCGUCGAAGGCACACUUAGAUCCAAUGACUGAUCAACCACCUGUUGUCGAGUUGUCACAAACAUCAGAUAAUCUGACUGACCACAUUGACACAGAGCAUCUAAACAACCAACUCCACACCUCUCCUGACAACACAAAUCCCACUGAUCUCAACAACGAAAUCAAUGAAGUGGACAGUGCACCGAACUCCGAGUCGACAAUUGUUCCGAGUCACAUAUCUCCAUUGUUAGGACACACCUCGGAAACCAGUAUCACUACAAUUCGCAGUGACACGAUGACUGAAGGUCGUUCUGACGAGAAUCACGAACUAUCUGAGAAUAGUCAUCAGGACCUCCAAAAUCAAAACAAAACUCCCACUGAACUCAGAGAAAAAAUUGGUGAAGUGGAUAGUUCACAAAAAUUCGACGCUCCUUUGGUCGCCUGUAUGAAUGCGUCGAAGGCACACUUAGAUCCAAUGACUGAUCAACCACCUGUUGUCGAGUUGUCACAAACAUCAGAUAAUCUGACUGACCACAUUGACACAGAGCAUCUAAACAACCAACUCCACACCUCUCCUGACAACACAAAUCCCACUGAUCUCAACAACGAAAUCAAUGAAGUGGACAGUGCACCGAACUCCGAGUCGACAAUUGUUCCGAGUCACAUAUCUCCAUUGUUAGGACACACCUCGGAAACCAGUAUCACUACAAUUCGCAGUGACACGAUGACUGAAGGUCGUUCUGACGAGAAUCACGAACUAUCUGAGAAUAGUCAUCAGGACCUCCAAAAUCAAAACAAAACUCCCACUGAACUCAGAGAAAAAAUUGGUGAAGUGGAUAGUUCACAAAAAUUCGACGCUCCUUUGGUCGCCUGUAUGAAUGCGUCGAAGGCACACUUAGAUCCAAUGACUGAUCAACCACCUGUUGUCGAGUUGUCACAAACAUCAGAUAAUCUGACUGACCACAUUGACACAGAGCAUCUAAACAACCAACUCCACACCUCUCCUGACAACACAAAUCCCACUGAUCUCAACAACGAAAUCAAUGAAGUGGACAGUGCACCGAACUCCGAGUCGACAAUUGUUCCGAGUCACACAUCUCCGUUGUUAGGAACUACCUCAGACAUGUUAAACAGUUUAUUACCUGAUACUAAUACCUCGUACGUUGGUCUUUCCGCCAUUCUAGGUAACGAAAAUAAUGUGGCUGUUUUACCUGAUAUGGCUAUAUCGGGAUCUGAUUCUACAUCCAUUGUUCUUGCUGAUGCAGGAUAUUCCGAAAAUAUAUCGUCAAAUGGUAAUUCGAUUUUGUCUGAGGAUUUUUCGAAAACUGUUACUUCACCGACAAAUGAAGAAACUACAUCUCGUGCUCCUUCAGUGAUCAAUUCACCACUCUCCAUUCAAAAGUCCCUAGAAAGUAUAAAAGUUCAUUCGCGUUUGAAACCGUCGUCUUAUACGAACACCACAAUUCAGAAGAACAAAUCUUUACCGCCAAGCCCUAAACUAUUACAAAAACCAACAGUUAAACAAUACAUAAGUGGUUCACAAAGGUCACCUACAAUGACUGGACCGAAUUUUGGACAGACAAAUAUUUUAACGAAUACUAAAACAAAGUAUGCAAGUUCAACAAGUGCGAAUGCAUCACCUAAUCUUAUCAGAAAACCAUUAUCUUCCUUGUCAAAGAACACUGAUAGUAAAAAGUAGAACAAUUUUAUUUUUAGUAUGUCACAAAAAGAAACAAUGAGAAGAAAAAGUAAUUUUUCCA